AUGUUCCGGUGGCCCCGUGACACGGAGCCGGAAGAAGCUGUGAGGAAGGAGCAGGUCAGGCCGGAGGAGUCCGUCAGCUGCGUCACUGCAAACUUUCGAGGUUUCAUGACGGAUCUGAGUCACGAGGACUUGGACGGUGAGGAGAGCCUGCAGGAAAUGGUUGAGCUCGUUUUCAAGAGGGCCGUGAAGAAACCACACUCUGCUGCAGUCUUCGCCGAGCUGUGUCAACACCUCUCCACAGUGGAAGUCCAGUCCUUGACCGACUGGUCAGCCAGCGUCUCCUUCAGGUCUCUGCUGGUCAAACACUGCCAGGCAGAGUUCAGGAAGAACUUGGACAAGGAGGGCAUUUCUCAAAAGAGUGGGUCCUGCCUGGAGCCAGUCCGGGACGUGAGGGUCAUCGACCGGCUGAGGGAAGAGCAGAAGAACGCCAAACCUUCCGAUCAGUUCCUCAAUACGCUCAGGUUCAUUGGGGAGCUGUUCCUCUCCAAGGUACUGGCUGAGAAAGCCAUGCACUGCUGCAUUAGGAGGCUGUUGCAGAAAGGAGACGGGCCGUCUCUUGAGGGCCUCUGUCAGCUCCUCCAGCUGAUCCAGCAGGACCUAGAGGUGGUGACGUCAAAGGAAGUGAUGGACUCCUACUACAACCAGCUGGACUUUAUCGCAGAGAAAGGUAAGAGGGCACCAAGGCUCUCCCUUUUGUUGAAGCACACAGCUGACUCAAGGAAGUGAGCAGGCUCCACCCCCACCAAGCCCUCAAAAAGCCAAUUCAUUUGCCUGAAUAAUAAUAAUAAUAAUAAUAACUACAAUUUCAAUAGGGCCUCCCACUGUCAGUGCUCUGGCCCCAAAUACUUACUCAAAAGGGCAAGUGUUCGACACUCUGAUACAAACAUAUUUUCUAUGUAUUUUAUUACAGAAGUAUGAAAAGGCUGAUAUAUGUCCAAAGUUCCACCAGGCAUCCUCCUCACUGGGUUUACUACAUUUUUCUUUGAACAGGAUGUGGACAGCACAGCUAAACACCCAGGCCCAGAAUCAAUAUUUUGUUGAAAAAAAAAUUGAAGAUCCACUCCUCAAAAUAGCACCCAAAAAAUACAUAAACAUGUCCAUUUUCAGAAUACGAUAACAUUUUAGCUAUAAAGAAAAAGGCACACAGCUUUUGUACUUUAUUUUAAUAAAUAACUCAUUAACAGCACAGAGAGAGAACGUGGUAUUGAAAUAAAAGGCACUUUGAAAAGAAUAUUGUGAAGGCCUGCGGGCUGUCCCUCAGAGGCAUUUGGGUGUAAAAGCAUUUCAGAGGUGAUUCAUGUGACAUCUGAACAAAUACUCAAGAUUAAUGCUUUCAAUUUUCAGAAACAUUACUAAUAAAACUGACCAACACGAAUGAUUUCACCAGUUCACCGGACGAGCGGACAGAAUACAUAUUUUUGGCGUUCUAGACAAGAACACAGGAGGGGACCUGAGAGUGGCUAAUUACUACAGUUAGCAAAUAAAAGAAUACUUCAUUCGCUAAUUGCAACUUGUAUCAUAACUUUACAAAAUCCUUUGAUUGUUCAACGUCGCCACAAUUUUAUAAUUUCACCAAGUGGUAAACAAUCCCUUUGUGAUAGUAUAUCAACAAUACAAAUAACAAUAGCUGAUAUUGAUAUUCAUCUUGUGUAUUUAGUCUUUCUAGACAGACAACAGAACUCAUUAAGAGCGAAACAAACCUUUAAACAUUGAAUGUUUCUCAUCUGCAGUUUAAAUCUUAAUUUACAACAAUUCGCUAAUGCAGAAUUUAUUAUGAUUCAAUGCAAUUGUCUGAUCUGUGUAUAUAUAUAUAUAUAUAUAUAUAUAUAUUUAUAUGAAUAUUGUCUGUUGUAGUCGUUUUUUCAAAUAUAUAUAUAUAUACAUACAAACACACACACACACACAGACAUUGACAUAAUGUGCUGCUAUGGCUGACUACUUACAUAUGAAACCAAGGUCUUGUCUUGAACACACAGAAACACACAGGAAGUCAGUGCACAGAGAAAGACAACAGACAGAGACUGUACGGAGCUGAGGAAUUAUUGUAUAUAUACUGUUUUGCAUUGUCAAUGUAUUGUUAAAAAAAAGCUAAAUCGUCUGCCCAUACCAGUCCUGUGGCAGGAAAAACACACAACCAUCAUAUCAUCCACCUCUGCAGCUUUGCAGCUUUAAAGUAUAUACACAUUGUUUACUGUACACCUAAAAUACAAACCAAUGCAGAUAAAGUGUUAGUAAAAAUACAGAUGCAGUGGCUGAGUGGUACAGAAUAAAUGAUAAGGUGACAAGAAGAAGUGACAUAAGUUCUGCUCAGAACACAAACAAACUGAAUACUGCAGAUUUAAAAUACUCGAUAAAA
Molecule: messenger RNA, 2356 nt
Organism: Pleuronectes platessa (European plaice)
Lineage: Eukaryota; Metazoa; Chordata; Actinopteri; Pleuronectiformes; Pleuronectidae
Product: eukaryotic translation initiation factor 4 gamma 1-like
Exons: 2
Coding region: 1-726 (241 amino acids)
Cellular component (GO): eukaryotic translation initiation factor 4F complex
Molecular function (GO): mRNA binding; protein binding; translation initiation factor activity
Source: RefSeq, a predicted model, not a curated record